This is a messenger RNA of Colletotrichum acutatum, 1173 nucleotides long. RefSeq lists its product as uncharacterized. Bases 1 to 1173 code for a protein of 390 amino acids. NCBI's taxonomy places the organism in Eukaryota, Fungi, Ascomycota, Sordariomycetes, Glomerellales, Glomerellaceae. The record is from RefSeq and is a predicted model, not a curated record. The transcript has a single exon.
AUGUGUCGCCGCGUCUACAAAUACUACACAGCCUGCGGCUGCGUCCUCAACGCCCUCUUCUACCACAAGUGCGCCUAUGGCUCGGCCUCGCCCCUUUGCAAGGAGGAAGACGGCAUCGUCACCCACGACGGCGAGACCUGCCCCUACCACACCUGCGUCGCUCGCCGCCAAGCCCGCAGCCGCCGCCGAGCCAACGGAGGAGGAAGAACGCAAGACUCGGAGAAUAUCCGCGCGUCCGUCGAGAAUCCCUUUACCUUCACCGGCGCAGGCAAGGAGAUCACCCCCACGAAGCUCGAGGACCGUCACAAGCUGGGCGACUUCCAAGUCUUCAUCAAGGACAUCGACACCUUUCUGAAGAAGCUGUCGGAGCGUGAUAAUGGUAUUCGGACCAAGACCCAGAUCGAGGCCCAGGCAGAGUCACAAAUUGUGCGAAAGUCGAACAAGCGAGAGGGAAAAAACAACCAGCUCAAGGACAGGAAAGUAAGCCGCGAGCUCUCCCCCCUCGCCGGCUGCUCAGACUGGACCGACGACGACGAAAACGAUAACGCAAUUGCCCGGCGCAAGAUACGCGACCGUCUUAAGAAGGAGUUUCGCGCCCUCGUCCGCGAAAAUGAGAGAAACAAGGAGCUCUUUGACGCGAGUGAUGUCUUCAUGAGCUCUGGCUGUGGCGAUGACGAAGACGCCUCCGACAGCAGCAGCAGCGAGUCGGACCCGGGUGAUGCGUAUCCUUCGCCCAUGAGCAUGAGCCCGCACCCUGGCAACUACGGUGACGUCUCUGAGAGCAACGAGUCGCCUGAUCAGGGUGAUGUUCACUCCUCGUCUUCGAGCCUGAGCCCCGACCAUGGAGAUGGCAGUGUCGUCCCCGAGAGUAGCGGCGAUUCGGACCACGGCAACAUGCAGUCUUCGAUCCCAGGCCCGGCUCAUCGCAGCGACCCCCUUCCGGCGUUUCUCUCAUGGGACACGUCUCCCGAGCACUCUGAGGACAUGGAAGAGAAUGAAGAGAUUGAUGAGGAUGGAGAUGAACCUGACUACGACAGCCACGACGCGGAUAUGCCCGACGCCGAUGAGGACAAUGGAGACUACGUCCCGGAACCUACCUGGCCUCCCACUGGGGUUGAGUGGACCUCUAAGCUCAAGUACAUGACUGGGAUCUCCCGCCGCGACUACUGGUGA